Molecule: messenger RNA, 3557 nt
Organism: Hemicordylus capensis (graceful crag lizard)
Lineage: Eukaryota; Metazoa; Chordata; Lepidosauria; Squamata; Cordylidae
Product: TATA box-binding protein-associated factor, RNA polymerase I, subunit C-like
Exons: 12
Coding region: 137-3022 (961 amino acids)
Biological process (GO): transcription by RNA polymerase I
Cellular component (GO): fibrillar center
Molecular function (GO): RNA polymerase I core promoter sequence-specific DNA binding
Source: RefSeq, a predicted model, not a curated record
CACCCCUGGCCGCCAGAGGGAGCAAGCUGCCUUCCGCCGCGGCCGCUCUGGCCACCCGAUCUCCUCUCUCCGCAGCGCUGCGGCGGGGCUCUUCCGGCCGCGGGUUCGAGUCCCGCUCGGACUCGGAGGCGGCAGCAUGGCGUUCCCCAGCCUCCUCUUCCCCGGGCACCUGGGCGCCGCCGGGCCCCCACCGAGCCGCUGCGCCCCGCGGGUUGCCGGCUGGGGCCGGUACGAACAGGUGCGCCUGGCCCGCCAGGAGGAGGAGGAGGAGGCGGCGGGCCGAGGGCGCCCCCCGGCUGGCUGGGCCGCCGCCUCUUGCCGGGCUCGUCCUCGGGGGUCCCGCGGAGGCGGCGGCGGCGGCGCUGCUGCUGCUGCUCCUCCUCCUCCUCCCGGGGCCUCCCCGCAGCCGCCGGCGCCUCCCCGGUUCGAGCCGCGCCGCCGCCCCGACGGGGAGGGCUGGGUGCCCGCCGAGCCCGCUCCGGUGCCGCUGACGCCGCCCAGCCGGACCCCGGGGCAGCCCGGGGGCGCUCCUGCCGCUGCUGCUCCCCGCGCCGUCCCCGCUGCCGCCGCCGCCCAGGACAGCCUCUACGUCGGGCAGCUGCAGCGCUCAGCCCCGGCCGGCAGCACCGGAGCGCGCGCCGCCCUCGACUUCGCCGAGCAGCUGAGCACCUUCUUCCUGGACCACUCCGAGGUGGCCUUUGGGGCGCUGGGCCGCCUGCUCCAGGAGAACCUCUGGCUGGGGGACGCCCCCCUGUGGGGGAAAGCCCAGGACAACGUCUGCCGCAUGGCCGCCGUGCUCAAGGGCCUCGAAGCCCAGGAGGGCUGCCGCAACUGCCCCGCUUUCAGGGCCAGGGAGACUCUGCGCAGCGUCGUCCACGUGUGGCGGGACUGGCUCUUUGAGCUGCCCCUGGAGCCGAUGGCUGGCUGGGUCCACGAGGACAUGGCCGAGCAGUGGAGGCGCCUCUCCUUUGACGACACCCCUGCGGGAGGCGCGCUGGUCUGGCUGCCCGGGCCGUGUGGGACCAGUGGCUGCCUGGCCUACCCAGCUGGCGAAGCCAUGAACCAGCUCUGCUUCCGAGAGGUGGCUCUGGUGCCCACCCGUGACGGCGCCCUGAGACCGCGACUCCGGAGCUGCCCGGCCCAAUUUGAGCUCAACGGGACGGUCCGGCAGGUGGCGGCCGCGCGGGCGGAUGGCGAUGACUUUGUUGGGGUGCGCUCAGAUUAUCUCUGUGGAGCCUGGAGGAUCCAGCGCGGUGCAGCACCCUGGCCCCUCCAGGUGGUCCGCACAGAUGCCCCCUGCUGCUCUCUCACGGUCAGCCCCCACCUGCCUGGCGAGCUCUCCCUCUGCACCCUCCAGGGCGCCCUCUACCUGUGGAAUGUCGAGACUGGACUUCAGCGGCUGCACCAGGACCCCGAGACCCUGUAUUUCCGGGAGGCUUCGCCUUGGCGCUGGAGCGAGUUCACGGCCCACCCUCGGGUGCUCUCUUAUGCCGACCGGACCGGCCUGAUGGGCAUUGACCAGAGAGUGCCGUCUUCAAGGUCUGAGCUCUUCAAGGUGGGGGGUGAAGCCGGCUGCCAGCGGGGGGAGCGCCUGGUCCUGUCCAAGUCCCUGGGCCAGGCCCAGCCCUACCACCACCUGGUGGCCACUCAGUUCUCGGUGUACGUGCUGGACGAGCGCUUCCCGUUGGUGCCUGCCCUGCGCUGGGAGCACAUGAUGCAGAGGCCCCCCAUCUAUGCCCACCUCACCCCCGCCGGGGCUCCGCAGCGCAGCCACAAGCUCCUCCUCGGUGCCCACCACUCCCAGGAGCUGCUGCUGCUGCAGUAUGCAGGCGGCUCCAGCGCCCCUUGCCAGCUCUGGGGCCCCCCGCAGAAGCUCUCGCCCUUCAGGGAGUGCCUGCCUGGCUUUCCCCGGCAAGUGCCCCUCCGCCACAGUGCCCUGCACCAGCGCCUCUCUGUGCCUGCCGCCGGCAUCGCGGCCGCCCUUGGCCAGCAGGGCACCGCGGAGUCUCUGCUGAUCUUCCAGCUCUCGGAGGCCGGCGACCUCUUCUACCAGCCCCUGCUCCACCGCCCGGGGGGCCUGGCCGCUGGGGAGCCUCUGCCGGAGCCAGGCCCCUCCCAGGAAGGCGGCAGGGGCCCUGAAGCGGGGAGGCCUUCGCAGGGCCCCCGGCCGGCCCUGACUCGCCCAGCCGCCGCCGCCGCCAGUUCCCGGCGUUGGCUCCGGGCCUGGAAGCAGCUGCCCACGGAGGCCUCCGGGCUGCAGCCCCCCUGCCUUCUCAGCCAGAGCCGGCUCUUCACCAGCCGGGAGCUGCAGGCCGCUGGGGCCGCCCCCCACUACAGGCCGGCCCGCCAGCAGCUGCGCAGGGCCAUGCAGCAGAAGCAGCUCCUCUGCCCCUGGCCGGGGCCCGCCGCUCCGCUGCCCCCGGCCUCCGAGCCCUGCGGGCAGCCGGCCGCUGGACUUGGCCAGCGGCUCUCGGCCUCCUGGACCGGCAGCUGGGACUCCUGGUGGCAGGAGAGGCUGGGCACGGGCCAGGCCCGCAAGCAGCAGGCCCUGAGGAGGGAGCAGCGCCGCCGCCGCCGCCUGAGGAGGGCCCGGGGGGCCCCCCUCAGCCUCUCGGGCAGCUUCACCUCUUCCACCAGCUACCAGUCGGACCUCAGCGACGUCUCCGGGUGGCCGGGCAGCGACAGCAGCGGCCAGCGCCCCCCCAGCCGGGCCCCCCCUGGCACGGACAGCGCCCCGUGGCCCACAGAGGAGGCCGCCCUGCCCGCCCCCCAGGCGGCCUCCUCCCAGGAGCCGGAGCCGGGCUCCCCGGACUUGGCGCAGCUGCUCUCCUCCCAGACGCUGGGCUCUCGCGGCAUCCCCAAAGAGCGCCGCCGGACCCUCCGCGACUACCUGGCCAUCUUCAACGAGCCGCCGGAGCCUCAGGCCGACCUGCCUGCCAGUCAGGCCUCCAGCCUGGGCAGCCAGCGCCCCCUCCCCUCCUCCCAGGGCUCCCAGCGCAAACGGGCCCGCAUGGGCUUUUGAGGGGCUCCCUGCUGCUGCUGCUGCCGCCCGUCUGGGCCCAGGCCUGCCUUGCCCGACGCUCCUGCAGGCGCCCCAUGUCCCUAACCCCCCCCCCCCCGACCAAGGAGAGCCACCUCAGGCCAGCCGGCCGGCCUUGAUCACCCUUGUGGCCUUUAGAAGCUGUGGGCCGGGCGGGGGCUUGAGCAGACCUCCAGCUGGGGGAGGGGGCCAGCCCUUGCUCUGCACAGCCUCCCCUCGCGGUGGGGGAGGAAAGGGCUUGCUCCUCUUUGCGCCCUCCACUUGUGGGCCCAACCCUGCCCCUGCUCCUGCUCCAACCGCUCCGCCUUACCGACAGGACAGUAAUAAUAAAGGCAAGUUGUGGAAGCAUCAAACUACUACUUUGAAAUCGCUACUCUAAGACUUUAUUAUAUUAUGAUAUGACAAAAGGGCUACACCUUAGAAAAGAGGGCAGCUAUGAAAUCAUUCAAACCAUUUAUAAACAACUAUAUUUGAAAAGUUAUGAGCAUAAAAAUAUAUAUUAAAAAUGCAAAAAUCA